Messenger RNA from Phragmites australis (common reed), 1542 nucleotides. Its product is annotated as transcription factor bHLH93-like. NCBI's taxonomy places the organism in Eukaryota, Viridiplantae, Streptophyta, Magnoliopsida, Poales, Poaceae. Gene Ontology annotation, cellular component: nucleus. Gene Ontology annotation, biological process: regulation of DNA-templated transcription. Gene Ontology annotation, molecular function: DNA-binding transcription factor activity; protein dimerization activity; sequence-specific DNA binding. Bases 256 to 1191 code for a protein of 311 amino acids. The record is from RefSeq and is a predicted model, not a curated record. The transcript is spliced from 4 exons.
UUUGCAAUCCCAUCCGUCCCUAGGGGCUAGGGGCUAGGGGCUAGGCCGCUCCUCCCUCCCUAAUCAAAACCCAACUCAACCAACCUUAAUACCACUGUUCACCAUUUAUCACAGGGAAUAAUUGUCCCCCAUAUAUUAAUCCCCUCCUCUCACCACACCAGAGCUCACAAGCCACAGCACUUGCUCUUGGUCUUGAAGGAGAGAGGAGUUCCACAGGGCGGGCAAGCAAGAGGAGAGGCUGCAAGCAAGGAGGAGAUGGAGCUGGACGAGCAGGCCUUCUUGGAGGAGAUCCUCUCCCUGAAGAGGGACGCGUGGGAGUGCAAUGCCAUGGGGGACUUCUUCUCCCCGGCGGCGGCCGCCAUGGACUGUUCCUUCCAAGAACGCCACCAGCCGCCGCCCACUAUCAGCGUCCUCCCCACCUUCACGGCUUCCUACGACCAGCCGCAGCCGGGGUUCGACUGCCUCAGCGAGGUAUACGGCGCCGCCGCGUUCGGCGGCCCCAAUGACGGCGGCUACGGCGGCGAUAUGGGGUUUCUUGAUGUCAUCGAGCCCAAGGCGCCCCUGGUGGAGGUCAGCGGCCUUGGGGUCUGCAAGGUGGAGCCCGGGCUGGCGGAGAGCGCCGGCGCGGCGCUGCCGGCGCCGGCGUCGAAGAAGAAGAGGGUGGAGGGCAUGCCGUCCAAGAACCUGAUGGCCGAGCGCCGCCGCCGCAAGCGCCUCAACGACCGCCUCUCCAUGCUCCGCUCCGUCGUGCCCAAGAUCAGCAAGAUGGACAGGACAUCGAUCCUCGGCGACACUAUCGACUACAUGAAGGAGCUGCUGGAGAGGAUCAAGCUGCUGCAGCAAGGGAUCGACCAGCAGCUGCAGGAGGAGACGCCGGGCAUGCUCAGCGUGUUCCGGGAGCUGAACCCCAACGAGAUGGUCACCAGGAACACCCCCAAGUUCGACGUGGAGAGGAAGGAGGGCGGCGAGACCCGGGUGGAGAUCUACUGCGCGGCGAAGCCCGGGCUGCUGCUGUCGACGGUGAGCACGCUCGACACGCUGGGGCUCGACAUCCAGCAGGCCGUCGUCAGCUGCUUCAACGACUUCGGCAUGCACGCCUCCUGCUCCGAGAUGCAGAGGGAUAGGAUCAGCGCAGACGUGAUAAAGCAGGAGCUGUUCAAGAACGCCGGCUAUGGAGGAGGCUGCUUGUAGAGAGGACUGGAGGAGGACGAAGGAGAGCAGCAAUAAAUUAAGCAGUAGUGGUAGCAGUAGCAGCAGCAGUGAGUAGAAGAAGCAGGGCAGGAGUUAAAAGGCAGAGGCAGAUUUGGGAGGCCUUUUUGCAAUCUAUCUCCCCAUCAUAACCAACCAUGUGGAGUAUGUAGUACUCUAUCAUCACAGCUGUGAUGAAUCUUCUCCGAUUAACAACAAAGCUUGCUGCCUUUUUAAUGAUUGAUCAGUUCUGCUUUUCGCACCCCCAUUUUUUUUAUUGUUCCUCAGCUCUGUUCAUGGUUGUAUCAAGGCAAUGUAUGUUGGAAAUGAAUGUCCAGUUGAGUCUGUGAUUUA